Messenger RNA from Brassica napus (rape), 1765 nucleotides. RefSeq names its product glycine-rich domain-containing protein 2-like. The record is from RefSeq and is a predicted model, not a curated record. The coding region runs from base 150 to 1124 and encodes 324 amino acids. The transcript has 5 exons. NCBI's taxonomy places the organism in Eukaryota, Viridiplantae, Streptophyta, Magnoliopsida, Brassicales, Brassicaceae.
GUAACAUCUCUUUGAGUUUUCAUACAAAACGUAACGUCUUUUUGAGUUUUUGUACAGAAGUUAGUAGAAACCGUGCUAUAUAUAGAAGCAUUUGAAACCCUCCUCUCAAACUUGAAUCAACAUCUUCAUCAGAGAAAAAUCCCGUUGAGAUGAAGUUUUCACAAUUGACAGGAAUGAAGAAAGAAAUAGUGCAAAAUUUGGAGUGGCUUGAAGCUCAGAAGAUAGAGAUAAGCAUUGACCUAAUUGCUGAAUCUAAGAAACAUCUUCAGUUCCUCGGAGUUGUUGACUGUAACCAGUUGCUCUACGAUGGUCCUGCACUCAAAAGAGCCAUCUACAGAUACAAUGCUUACUGGCUUCCUUUGCUAGCCAAACAUUCUGAGUCUUCCUCAAUCUGCGAAGGACCACUAGUCCCCCCAUUUGACUGUGAAUGGGUUUGGCAUUGCCACAGGCUUAAUCCAGUAAAUCUAAGCAUUGUGAGGUACAAGUCUGACUGCGAGGAAUUCUAUGGGAGAGUUCUGGACAACUCUGGCAUUUUAUCUUCAGCAAAUGGGAGCUGCAAAUUACAGACAGAAAAAUUAUGGAAGAGAUUGUAUCCUAUGGAGUCCUAUGACCUUGAUUUGGAUAAGGCAAUCUCAGAGCCAAUUUCACCUCUUGAGAAAUGCACGACCUAUGAUCUUGUUUCAGCUGCCAAGAGGCAAAGCUCAUUUUAUCUUGAGGUUUCAAGAGCCAAUGUGGACAGUGAGAUCAUUAUGGAAGAAGUUGUUGGUAGAUAUAAAGCAUUCCUUUACUUAAUCAAGCAAAACGGCGAAAAGACGAUCAAACCAAUCUGUGUUCCGACUUAUAAUAUUGAUCUAAUUUGGCAUACACAUCAGCUUAACCCUUCCUCUUACUACAAGGAUAUGGUAAAGAUCUUUGGUAACAUCUUACAGCAUGAUGAUACGGCAGACUCUGACACAAGCGAAGGUAUGAAUCUCGACACUGUUUACUCUAGAACUACUGCGCAAUGCGAAGAAACAUUUGGUCAAAGGUAUUGGAAAGCCAGCAUGGAUACGAUGCCACAUACUCCAGUUGUGGUGGAGAUUGAGAAGAGUGGUGCGGGUGCUAUGCUUUGCGGUGGAAGCUGAGAAGAACAGUGCUAGGUGUUUUACUGUGGAAGCUGAGAAGAAAAAUGCUACGUGCUUUGCAGUGGAAGCUGAGGAGAACAGUGCUAGGUGCUUUACUCUGGAAGCUGAGAAGAAAAAUGCAAGGUGCUUUGCAAUAACGAAUGGUAAGAGCAAUGCAAGGUGCUUUGCAAUGGAAGUUGAGAAGAAAAAUGCUAUUGCUAUGGAAGCUGAGAAGAAAAAUGCAAGGUUCUUUGCAGUGGAAGUUAAGAAGAACAGUGAUAGGUGCUUUUCUGGGGAGGCUGAAAAGAAAAAUGCAAGGUGUUUUGCAAUGACAGAUGGUAAUUAAGAGCAGUGCAAGGUGCUCUGCAAUGGCCACUAAAAAGAACAGUGCAAGGUGCUUUGCAGUGGCGGCUGAAAAGAACGGUGGAUUGGGAAGUGUUAAUUUGAUGGAGAACAAUGCUAAGGAAAAUGCUCCACUGGCGGAAGGCGCUACUGCAGCUUAAUUACUCAACUGAAGAAGUUCUAAUGUGUAAUGCUAAUGUAAAAUAUGUGUAAUAUAUGAUCUGGAAAUGUUGUGAAACUAAUGAGUGAUGUUUCAAAUGUUAUAUGUUAUAAACAUGUACAUACUAAUGUAAAUAAAUAAGUUACAACAGUUUAAUAUC